Paramecium octaurelia is the source of this 301-nucleotide messenger RNA. Lineage: Eukaryota; Ciliophora; Oligohymenophorea; Peniculida; Parameciidae. The record is from the annotation of a GenBank genome assembly.
AUGAUAAAUCUCAAUGACAAUUUAAAUUUAGAAGAUGAAUUUGAUGGACUCGCAAUUGAGAAACUAUCAGGUAUUAAAAGAUCUGCUUUAUAAUCUCGAGAUGUUCAUGAUUGGUUUAAGAAAAGGUUUAUUAGUUUUUUGUAAUUUCAGAUAUAAUGAUAAAGUGAAAAAGAAAUAUUUGUAUUUCCCUGAAGAGAUAAAACAAUAGUUGGAAGUUAAGAAUUAUCUUCUAAAAUUUCGACCAAAACAAAUCAAGUACCGAAGUUAAAGUUAACUUAGACAAUUUGGAUAUGAGUGAGUU